Filobasidium floriforme is the source of this 2535-nucleotide messenger RNA. RefSeq lists its product as uncharacterized. Gene Ontology annotation, biological process: regulation of transcription by RNA polymerase II; cell differentiation. Lineage: Eukaryota; Fungi; Basidiomycota; Tremellomycetes; Filobasidiales; Filobasidiaceae. The record is from RefSeq and is a predicted model, not a curated record. Bases 151 to 2316 code for a protein of 721 amino acids. Gene Ontology annotation, molecular function: RNA polymerase II cis-regulatory region sequence-specific DNA binding; DNA-binding transcription factor activity, RNA polymerase II-specific. The transcript has 5 exons.
AUCUUUGCCAUUAUCGCAAGAAGCACUCUUGCGACGUUUUUACAAUACAGCCUCCGCUGUUCGGAAACGACACUCGUCUGGUCACCUUGCUGAAAGGGUUCGCCUUUCUCCUGAAGACAAUCAGAAUCGACUCGUUCAAAUCAAGCAAACAUGGCCACCUUGACCGUUCAAAAUGCUCAGCCUGGCUUGGUCCCCGCGAGCUCAUACCUGCAUACUACCAGCCCGAACGGGAGCUCAACUGGUACACACCGUGACGAGCCAUAUAUCAAUUCGAUGUCUCCGUCACCGGUACCACUCCACGGAUCAAACCACGCUGGACCGAUGUUGGGGAUGCAGUACGAUGGGGGCAUGCCCAGAAUGAGCAAUGCUGGCCGAAGAGCCUCGUCUCCGGCGGCGCUCUAUCAACAGGGUCAAAUGAUGUCGUUCGCCGCUCCGAGUAACAUGUACUCGAAUGGCAAUGGCUACGGCCAGCCAGCAGUGGUGCCGCCUGCUGGCACCAACCCCCUUUCGACAUUCCUAGUCGAUAGGCCUCCUCUGCCCAAUCAUUCGCUUUCGCAUUCGGUCGGACCCUCGGUGCCCAUGUGGCAGCAAGGCACCGCUUCGAUGCAAGGGCGAGCCACACAGAACGGGAUGAAUGCGAGCAGUUUCCGACGAGGCAGUCUCGGUGGUCAUCUGGCGACACAGCAAGAGCAUGCUGCGUCUGGGUACAGCAACAACGACGUGCAUCCCACCCUCGAUUUCCAUCAUCAAUUUCAUCAUAGCACGAUGUACGAUACUUAUCAGGUCAAGCAUCGCAAGCGGACAUCACCGGAGCAGCUGUCUGUCCUGGAAAAGUCGUUCGACGAGAAUUGCAAGCCGAGUGCGGUGACGAGAAAGCUUCUGGCCGACCAGAUAGGAAUGACUCCGCGCAGCGUUCAGGUCUGGUUUCAGAACAGACGCCAAAAGCGGAAGAUGUUGGAGCGGAAGAAGGCUGAAGAGGAUGACGCAGAUGACGAAGAGCCAGCCGCGACUCAAGGCUUUACGUCGAUGCUGCACAUUCGUGGUGAACACGAUAUGUCUGGGAAUGGCCAUCACUUGGAGGCGAUGCGAGCAAACGAACUGGACGGCUGGAGUAGCCGACAUCCGCUAUAUGACGCUCCCGAAAAGAACGGUCAUUCAGGGCCAGCUGCGGCGGCCGGAUCGGACGCCGUUGCGGGCCAGAAUGCCUCGCUAUAUGGAUAUCCUCGUGGUCAACCUCCUCAUCCCCAGAACCCGGCUCGAUACGGACACUCUACGGUACCCGGUCGACGGGGUAGUCUUCCUUACCCUCCACCCAUCGUGAUCAAUGGUAGCAACCGCCUGGUACCGCAGACGGAACGACCCACCAAAUCUCAGAUUCCAAUGCAUCUGGCGAUGACGCUUGGAGGUCGACGAGCCAGUUUGCCGGUCAACUCGCGGUCUUUCUCGUUGGGGUCGUUUACGCCACCAAGAAAUGGCGCUCCAUCACAGAGGCUACCCAUGCCGAGCAAACGAGAGCUCAGCCCUAUCGUGGAUCAGGACCCCCAGCAGCCUUUCGACACGUCUUUGCUCACGGCCUUCUCCCCAGACGAGAUGCAUCCCCCGGUCGAUGGCAUUUCGCUUUACAACGGAUCUGUACCUGGACCGCUUCCCAACCCGGCCUUCUCGUUUGGCUUCAACGAUCCAAAUGCUCCACCGAUAAACGUCAACGACUCUGCACUGCCGCUGAUGACCCCCUUCGCGGACCACCACGGUUUACCCUCUGCCAACUACAUGUACCGCGACCGUAUCGGCAGCAUGACGAGCAUAUUCAGUCAAGAGACAACGGAUUCCAACGCGGAUACGAUCGGCGAAUACCCUUAUAUGGGAAACUUUGAUCAGGACGGGGCGAGGAUACUGCUGCCGGAUGAGAACCUCAUGCUACCUAUCGAGUUCGACUCGAAUGCCAGGCGGGCUUCUGCCCCGGCGGAUCUACUUCAGAAGGUCAACUUGUCUUCGGACAACAAAAAGCGGCAGUCUCCGCUGAACCAGUCAUUCAACUUUGGCUCCAAUAAUGCCGUGCCGAAUGAGCAUAUCUCAGAGUCUUCAAACGGGCAUGCGAGCGAUCAUUCAGGCCAUCUAUCUUCGAUCGGAUCCUCCAUCGUCAACGGAGACCAACAGCCUUAUAUAUAUCCACUCACCGCACUGCAUGAUCACGGGGGUUUGCAAAGUCAAGGUCUAAAUGAUCUAGCUUUUCACGAGCAAGUCGGGGGCACAGCAGCAUAUCAAAGAUCGUCGUUGGACAAUUCAGAGUCAUGGACAAAUGGCGGUUGGCAAUGAGGCAUUUGUUUCGAAAGCAAGACCUGGGGACAAUUCUGAGGUUACUUCUUCUUGGGAAUGUUGUAAGGCGUCCGAAAGGUAUCAAGUUGUAUUCGAGGGCGUUCGUCGCAUGUAGACAUGUAUCACUUUAUCUACCUACAUAUAGGACGAGACGGUCACAUAGGACAGAGAUUGCAAUCCUAUCGCUCAAGCAGGAACACCGCUGGAACCCUGUGCAGC